This is a messenger RNA of Rhea pennata, 2590 nucleotides long. RefSeq names its product magnesium transporter 1 (gene MAGT1). The record is from RefSeq and is a predicted model, not a curated record. Gene Ontology annotation, cellular component: oligosaccharyltransferase complex. Bases 3 to 1016 code for a protein of 337 amino acids. The transcript is spliced from 11 exons. Lineage: Eukaryota; Metazoa; Chordata; Aves; Rheiformes; Rheidae.
CCAUGGCGGCGGUGCCGGUGCCGGUGCUGGCGCUGCUGCUGCUGCUGGCGGCGUGGGGCGGGCCGGGGGCCGCGGGGCAGAAGCGGAAGGAGAUGGUAUUAUCGGAAAAAGUGAGCCAGUUAAUGGAAUGGGCUAGUAAAAGAUCUGUUAUUCGAAUGAAUGGAGACAAAUUUCGACGCCUUGUGAAGGCACCGCCUAGAAAUUAUUCUGUGAUUGUGAUGUUCACUGCUCUUCAGCCCCACAGACAAUGUGUUGUUUGCAAGCAAGCUGAUGAGGAAUACCAGAUUUUGGCAAACUCCUGGCGAUACUCCAGUGCAUUUACCAAUAAGAUCUUUUUUGCUAUGGUAGAUUUUGAUGAAGGCUCAGAUGUAUUUCAAAUGCUAAACAUGAAUUCUGCUCCAACCUUCAUUAACUUUCCUGCUAAAGGAAAGCCUAAGCGAGGUGACACAUAUGAACUUCAGGUGCGAGGCUUUGCAGCUGAGCAGCUUGCUCGUUGGGUGGCUGACAGAACUGAUGUCAAUAUUCGUGUGAUAAGACCACCAAAUUAUGCUGGACCAUUGAUGUUAGGACUGCUGCUGGCUGUCAUUGGAGGCCUUGUAUAUUUGCGUGGAAGCAAUCUGGAUUUUCUGUAUAACAAAACUGGCUGGGCAUUUGCUGCUUUGUGUUUUGUAUUAGCGAUGACAUCAGGCCAGAUGUGGAACCACAUUAGAGGGCCACCAUAUGCUCAUAAGAAUCCCCAUACAGGACAAGUGAACUAUAUCCACGGAAGCAGCCAAGCCCAAUUUGUGGCAGAAACGCACAUUGUUCUUCUGUUUAAUGGUGGUGUUACUUUAGGAAUGGUACUCCUCCAUGAGGCAGCUACUUCUGACAUGGAUGUGGGGAAACGAAAAACUGUCCAGGAAGAAAGAGUCAUGUGUAUUGCUGGUAUUGGCUUGGUGGUGUUGUUCUUCAGUUGGUUACUCUCUGUCUUCAGAUCUAAAUACCAUGGCUACCCAUACAGCUUCUUAAUGAGUUAAAGGAUUCUAGAAUCUGUAACAUCAGAAGGGUGGUGACUCCGAAAUUGUAUGUAAUGGAAUGGAAGAGCUAAAUAUGUAUGGUUCAUGCUACCUCUCUUUACAUUGAAUGAGAUAGUUAAACACUGAACCAAAGACAAUAUGUAGUGCCUUAAACAUAACAAGCAAUUUGCUGUGAAGGACAUAGUAUUAAGAUGCAAUCUCUGUUCAUAAGCUUUACAUCUUAAACAACUUUACUUCAAAUCUAGUAAAAUUCAAAGCUUACUGUUUAGAACUGUUUCCUUAGACUAACUAUAAACUAUUUUAAUUUCAAUUGGAUAAUCUGUUUUCCAUACUUUUUUUCCUUCAAAUAUUUAUCACUUUAUUUCCUAUUCAUAUGUAGUUGGGGAGAGUUGCUUCUCUGGAUCAUGCUUUCUCAUGGUUGAGGAAACUUUAUCUUGUACCUGGAAACAUCUUCCUUCAAUCUGUGUAUCACCCUUGGAGCAUAUUCCAUAUUGCAGUGGGAAAUGGGCAUAUCUUAGAACUGUAUGCAACAGAUUGCUUCACAGAGUGACCUACUAAUGAGUUUUCUACUUGAUAUUCAAGAGUCAAACAAAAGUCAGGUACACUUCUCCUUGUCCUUUCUCCCCACACACACACACGCACACUAAAUAACGAAUAACUCCGAUCCUCAGUUCAACUGAAAUCCCCAUUUGUUAGAGCAACUUGUUCAGUCAUUCACCCAGAACUUUCUUUGGUUGCUAAAUGCUGAAACUACCAUGUAAGUUGUUAAUAUUGGCUCAAAGGUGUUUUUUUUUUAAUUCUUAGCCCGUUCCACACUCCCCUCCCAAAAAUCUGAAAAACAAAACUACAAAGGUAACUCUGUAGCCUGAAUGACUGAAUGUUAACUGCCUUUUAAGUUAUUGCUCAGUACUAUGAUAAACCAGCAGGUAUCAAUUUCUUAGUCUCUGUUUAAAUUCUCAGUAUGUUUUCUGUUAAUUUCUGUAAGUUUACUUCUCUAAGCUUUUUUCAGCUUUUUCCUUGGGGAGGACAAGGGAAUGGGCAGAGACAUCUAAUUUCAGGAUAAGUGUUAUUACUCUGUGAAAAAUCUGUUAGCCUUAAAAUUGAGUGGAUGCUGCUCUUGUUCUCCCACAAAGAUAAUUCUGCCUUCAGGAUUCUUGAGAAGACCUUGUGCCUUAGUCCAAACUUGUGUAGCUCGGUGUCUGUUGUAGAGGAAAUCUUCACAGCCUAAUUCAGUAAUAUUCCCUCAGGCUGUAGUAGCCUUGGAGGUUACUAUUGAAAGAGGUAAAUAUCAUGAGAUUUGUUUCCUGCUUCUGCCUCUCCCCUGUCUCAAGGGGUUAAAUUUGGACAUUUUUGGAGCUCAAAAAGGACUGUAUCAUUCAAAACAUGAUGUUAUUACGCAAGCUUGUUAAAUUAACAUACAUUUCAAGUGCCUUAACUCCACUAAUUUAGUAGUUUGUUUCAACAUGUUGAGAUGCAUUUUUAUGCCAUACAGAAUGACAAGCCUUAGUGGAAUGGAUAAAUUGUGUACUUGACUGGAUUUUGGACAACUUUCAAUAAAACUUUUUUUAGUCUGU